This is a messenger RNA of Hippocampus comes (tiger tail seahorse), 540 nucleotides long. RefSeq names its product 3-oxoacyl-[acyl-carrier-protein] reductase FabG-like. The transcript is spliced from 4 exons. The record is from RefSeq and is a predicted model, not a curated record. The coding region runs from base 7 to 540 and encodes 177 amino acids. NCBI's taxonomy places the organism in Eukaryota, Metazoa, Chordata, Actinopteri, Syngnathiformes, Syngnathidae.
AGUGGAAUGUCGGCCUCGAGUGACGCUUUAAGAGGGUCUUCCCUGAAGGGAAAAGUGACCCUGAUCACGGGUGCCAGCUCGGGUAUUGGUGCAGGUACGGCCGUCCUGUUUGCAAAACUGGGAGCUAUCCUGGCACUCAAUGACAAAGAUGUGGAGAAUCUGAAGAAAGUGCCCAAAGAGUGUACAGAGUGUGGUGACGGAACUCAGCAUCUGCUUGUGCCCGGCGACCUUACAGACGAGGACACAGUGAAGAAGACGGUGGAGGAAGUCAUCGCGCGCUUCGGCCGGCUGGACGUCCUGGUGAACAACGCCGGCAUCCUGGCCUUCGGCGGCAUCGAGACGUCCGACCUGGCGACGUACGACAGGGUCAUGAACAUUAAUGUCAGAUCUGUCUACCAAUUGACCCAACUCUGUGUGCCUCACCUGAUCAAGACCAAAGGCUGCAUUGUCAACGUGGCCAGCGUCGCUGCACUCAGAGCGGUAUGGACAUUCCUAAGGGGUGGGAUUCUUUAUCCACAUCACGAUUCGAUUGGAUUGUGA